This is a messenger RNA of Sclerotinia sclerotiorum 1980 UF-70, 1230 nucleotides long. RefSeq lists its product as hypothetical. Bases 1 to 1230 code for a protein of 409 amino acids. The record is from RefSeq and is a predicted model, not a curated record. The transcript has a single exon. Lineage: Eukaryota; Fungi; Ascomycota; Leotiomycetes; Helotiales; Sclerotiniaceae.
AUGAAUGCUGGAAACUUACGUCGUUCAUGGCUUACAUUUCGUCGAGGUAUGAAUAUCGGUCAGCUUAUGGGCCUACAUAGACGUGAGGAUUUUGGUAGUACAACUUUACCACCAGGAGGAAUUCACCUUUGGAGAAGCCUUAUGCAGGCAGAUAGAUAUCUAAGUUUACUCUUGGGUAUGCCUGCCGGAGCAGGCGACUGCAUUAUUCUAUCACACGAAACAUUCAGCAAUCCUAAUGUCAACCACGACCUUCUCUUCAUUAAAAAGAUUACAAAUUUGGCAGGAGGGAUCAUUGAACGAAAUCAAACCGAACAUAUUCAUGCAUUUGCUACUACUCAAGAACUAGAUGAGAAACUCGAGAGUAUUGGAAGAGAAAUGCCUCCGUCUUGGUGGGAAAUACCUGAUCAAUUUGAAACCAUCAGCGAAAAGACGAAUUCAGCCGCAAAAUUCGAUCGAAUCAUGUCACAAAUUUACUACUUUCAGUUACAAUCAUUCUUGCACCUACCUUUUAUGGUUCGAGCUGACACAGAACGUCGUUACGAAUAUAGUAAAUUCGCCUGUAUGAAAUCAUCACGAGAAUGCAUAUCACGCUAUCUCGCCAUUAGACGCUCCGGUGCGGCAUCAUUCUGCUGUAGAGUCAUCGAUUUUGGUGCAUUCACGGCAUGUGUAACUCUCCUCUUGAAUAUUUUGGAAAUUCCACCUGUAGGAGGAGAUACCACUCUGGUGCAAGACCAAAAACGCUCCGACAGGGAACUCGUGGAAACUGUCCUUGGUGUCAUGAGCGAAUGCGCUUCCGCUGAAGAUGUAAUGGCCAUUCAAAGUGUCGAAGUUAUCAAAACUCUCCUCACAUCCACUAGCACCAGUGGAAAUUUACGUCUAACAAUCCCAUAUUUCGGAACUAUUUCAAUAGCACGUACGCCAAAAUCUUCAACCGCCCCGAAUAUCACUCAAUCGACCCCCUCUAUUAAUACUACAGACCAACCCCCAUUGAACAAUACUCCAGCUCUUAUGGACAUGACACCAAGAGCCACCGCACAAGCUCAGAAUGAAUUCGUUACUGCUCUUAAUUGUCCAUGGGCUGCUCAACCAAAGGUCUCUUUCAAGAGUAGUCAAUUUCCUCCACUGGAACUAGAACAACAAUUUGAAGAAUGGCCCGGUUUACAUGCAGAUAAUACGAUGUUUUUUGAUAGUUUAUUAAAUACGGAUUUGGAGGCUAACUGGUACUUGUAA